ACUCCCGAAGUCCACGAUCAAUACCUAUGAUAGUACACCAAUAAAAUAGAUGGGGAUACGUGUAUCCAAACAUUUGUCCUUCCAAGUUGAUGCUUUUGUUUGUUUGAUUGAGCAGCAUUAACACGAAUGAGGAUAACAACAAGAAACAGAAACGAACACAAAACAAAAUGAUAAUGAAAACGAUAACGAAAACUAAGCGUAAACGUAAAGCGACAAAACUAUAGUUUAUACAUAGUAUUUAUAUGAAUCCGUGUAUUGUAUAUGAUAUGCUGUCUAAUCCCUAAUCCUAACACAUACCCAUUACGUCUAUAAUUUGAAUAUUUUAUUUAGUUGUUUAAACAUCCGUGCGUAAAAUGCGAUAUAUAUAACUCUAUAUUAUUAUUAUGAGUAAAUUAAAUAAUAGUUUUUAAUAGUUUUUAAACAGAAACAAAUGGCAAAGCUCUCAAGUUGUUAUUUUAUUCAAUAUAGUAAACACCUGACUGUCAGGUGUUUGGUGCUGGGUGGUUUUUCACUUGCCAUGGCAACCGAUUCAAGGACCAAACAAAUGUUGACUAUGCAGUUUAGUCACUUCUUUCAAUCGUAGCUAAAAUGUCGGUGGAAGACUCCUGGGUUUUCGAUUCGCUGGUGUGCUUCCUGCACGGGCCCAUUUGGAAUGCUCCGCUCCAGACGUUCAUAGAGCAAAAGUCCUUAGUCUUCGAUCCCAACCAGCAGUUGGAUGAGAACAAUCCGGACAUACUGCAGAUACACGAGGAAUACAAGAAUCUGGUGGACUACAUGCUGGGCAGCUUCAUGGAGGAGAUGCAGAUAUCACCGGAGCAGUUCGAGAUGGCCUGUCUGGAGGGUAGGCAGCAGGGUCAGGGCGAGAAUCCCUUUCAUUUCCACCAGGUGCUUUUCCAGCAGAUAUGGGCCGCCAACGAUCUGAAGAUAUUCAUACGCAUGAUGACGCAACGCAACGUGGAGCUUCAGCUGCAGGCCCUGGAUCUCAUAGAGAAAAAUCAAUUAGCCCAUGGUGGCGCCGAGGAGGGGGACGACCGCAGUGCGGACGCGAGCUCGGAUCCAGGGGAUACCGCCUCCGAGGUGGAACAAAUGAUAGCCAAGACGGUGUCUGACGAACUGGAGAGCCCCGAAGCGGCCCUAACUCCAGAGCAGGAGCCCAAUCUGGAGCUGGUCAACGACAAGUUCCAGCGCCUGAAUCUGUUCUUCGAGCAGGAGGAUCGCGUGGACCCCAGUGAUGUAGUCUCGCGGCAGGAGUACCUGCGCCAACAGCGUGACAAGAUUGUGGAGAUUAAGAAGCAGACUCGUGCGAAGCAACUGCAGGAGACCAUGUCCCGAGGUACUCCACAUGCACCGGAAGGAGCGCGUCCCAGCUCCGCGUUGGUGGCCCAACAGCUGCUCGAGAACGGCGGCCAGACUAAGGAGCUCUCGAUGCCGGCACCACUGGAAGCUGAGGAGAACGCUGCCCUGCAACUCAGACGCAAUCUUGCCAAGCGCUUGCGCAGCGAAGUGGUUGAGCAGAAGUGAAAGAAAAAGAACGCACUUUUUUCCCU
Molecule: messenger RNA, 1547 nt
Organism: Drosophila mauritiana
Lineage: Eukaryota; Metazoa; Arthropoda; Insecta; Diptera; Drosophilidae
Product: cilia- and flagella-associated protein 36
Exons: 4
Coding region: 589-1521 (310 amino acids)
Cellular component (GO): axoneme; ciliary base
Source: RefSeq, a predicted model, not a curated record